AUGGCCGCCUCCACCAUGUCUGUCUGCUCCGAUGCUUGUACCAACUCCUCCUGGCAGGUGGACGACUGCCCAGAGAGCUGCUGUGAGCCUACCUGUUGUGCCCCCAGCUGCUGCCAGUCCAGCUGCUGCCAGCCCAGCUGUUGCCAGCCCAGCUGCUGCCUGUCCAGCUGUUGUGCCCCAGCCCCCUGCCUGACCCUCAUCUGUACCCCAGUGAGCUGUGUGUCCAGCCCCUGCUGCCAAUCUCCCUGUACCAGCUGCUGCUCACCCUCAUGCUGCCAACAGUCUAGCUGCCAGCAAGCUUGCUGUACCUGCUCCCCCUGCCAGGCGUCUUGCUGUGUGCCAGUUUGCUGCAAGCCUGUCUGCUGUGUGCCAGUCUGCUGUGGAUCCCCCUCAUGCUGCCAGCAGUCUAGCUGUGAGCCCUCUUGCUGCACCUGCUCUCCCUGCCAGCCGCCCUGCUGUGAACCCACAUGCUGUGAGCCUUUGUGUUGUGAACCUGUCUGCUGCACACCUGUCUGCUCUGGAUCAUCAUGCUGCCAGCCAUCCUGCUGUGUGCCUGUCUGCUGCAAGCCUGUCUGCUGCACACCCAUCUGCUCUGGAUCCUCCUCAUGCUGCCAGCAGUCUAGCUGCCAGCCCUCAUGCUGUCAAUCUUCCUGCUGUGUGCCUGUCUGCUGCACACCCGUCUGCUCUGGAUCCUCCUCAUGCUGCCAGCAGUCUAGCUGCCAGCCCUCAUGCUGUCAAUCUUUCUGCUGCCCCAGCUGCUGCAAGCCCUGCUCCAGCAUUUCCCUGCUCUGCCGCCCUGUGUGCAGACCUGCCUGCUGUGUGCCCACCUCCUCUUGCUGUGCCUCCUCCUGCCAGCCCAGCUGCUGCAAGUCUUGCUCCAGCGUGUCCAUGCUCUGCCACCCAGCCUGCUCCAGACAAGUCAGCUGUAGCCUCUCUUCUGGCCAGAAGUCUAGCUGCUGA
Molecule: messenger RNA, 960 nt
Organism: Peromyscus maniculatus bairdii (prairie deer mouse)
Lineage: Eukaryota; Metazoa; Chordata; Mammalia; Rodentia; Cricetidae
Source: RefSeq, a predicted model, not a curated record